Molecule: messenger RNA, 1143 nt
Organism: Babesia microti strain RI
Lineage: Eukaryota; Apicomplexa; Aconoidasida; Piroplasmida; Babesiidae
Product: tRNA dimethylallyltransferase
Exons: 9
Coding region: 1-1143 (380 amino acids)
Biological process (GO): tRNA modification
Cellular component (GO): mitochondrion
Molecular function (GO): tRNA dimethylallyltransferase activity
Source: RefSeq, a predicted model, not a curated record
AUGAGAUUCCAUGAUAUAACAACUUUUAAACUCACAAUUCGGCAUUCAACUAAUAAAUACAACUUUUUAUCUAGCAAUAGUAAUAAUAUUCCAACAAAUAUACUUGAAUUUUGUGGUAUCUGUUAUAAAAAUAAUGACGUCGAGAUGAACAACUCUUUAAUAUUCAUUAUUGGGCCCACUGCCACAGGAAAGACCAAAUUUUCAAUAGAUUUAUCAUUGAAAUUAAAGGAAUCUGGAAUCAAUGCUGAAAUCUUGAACUGUGAUUCAAUGCAAGUGUAUAAGGGUUACCCAAUAGGCACCGAUUUACCUAAUAAAGAAGAAUUAAAUACUAUUACACACCAUCUAUUUAACAUUAUUGAUGUUAAUGAAGUUUAUAAUGCAAGCAAAUAUGCUACUGAUGCUAUUAAACUGAUAGAUAAGUUACAUAAAUCAAACAUUUUGCCCGUUGUUGUCGGUGGAACAAAUAUGUAUGUUGAAUCGUUGCUAUGGCCAUCAUUUAUCAACAAAACUGAACCAAUAAAUUUUGAUGAUGAAUAUGAUGAUUAUCCAACCGAUCAAUUGUACCAUAAAUUAAAUGAAGUUGAUCCAGAAAGGGCAAUACAACUGCAUAAAAAUGAUAGGAAAAGGAUCAUUCGCUCAUUGUUAUUAUGGUAUAAUAUGGGUGUUAAACAUAGUGAGGUAUUGAUUGAUGAAAAGAAUAAAGAUAAUUUGAUGUAUAAUACACUAAUAUUUUACAUUGAUUGCGAUCCAACAAUACAUUCUGAAAGGAUUUUAAAUAGGGUUAAUUAUAUGAUAAACAAUGGAAUAAUUGAUGAAGCAAUUGUACUGUAUAACAUAUAUGAGAAACGUUCAUUUAGCGAUAAACAGAGUGGAAUUUUUCAAAGUAUAGCAUAUAAAGAGAUAUUUCCUUUUAUUAGAGAAAAUGCAGAUAUGAAAUCGCAAAUUGUUAUUGACCAAAUUAGAGAUAUUUUAGUGAAUAAGACUAAAAAAUAUUCCAAACGACAGAGGACUUGGAUCAAAAACAGGUUCCAAGCAAAAGGUUUAAAUAUUGUUAAAUUUGAUACAACAGACCUUCAACAAUUUACUAGAUAUAUAUAUCUUGCAUCUGGUAUGGUUGUUGAUUUUAUUAAUAAAAAAAAUUGA